Molecule: messenger RNA, 624 nt
Organism: Komagataella phaffii GS115
Lineage: Eukaryota; Fungi; Ascomycota; Pichiomycetes; Pichiales; Pichiaceae
Product: Putative protein with similarity to predicted tyrosine phosphatases Oca1p and Siw14p
Exons: 1
Coding region: 1-624 (207 amino acids)
Biological process (GO): protein dephosphorylation
Cellular component (GO): cytoplasm
Molecular function (GO): inositol diphosphate tetrakisphosphate diphosphatase activity; phosphatase activity
Source: RefSeq, a predicted model, not a curated record
AUGUACUCUCAAGGUGAUCAGCUAAUCCGCCAGCUGAGAAUCUAUGAUUCCACAGCUGGUGAAUUAGAACAAUACGAGGAGCCUCAAGAUGAGUUCACUUCUCUCAAAAUUUUAGAUCGGUGUCCUGAAUUUGUUCCCCCAAUCAAUUUUGCUAUAGUAGAGGAUGGUAUCUACAGGUCAGGUCAUCCUCAAGCAUUCAAUUUUCCGUAUUUACAAAAACUGAACCUAAAAACAAUCAUAUAUUUGGGUGACAAGACGGACAACUAUGACUAUUACCGGUGGCUCCGCGAUCAAGGUAUAGAUUUUCAUUACCUAAAUAUGCAAAGCUGUGUAGAGCCGUUUAUGUUCAAGGAUGACUCGGUUAUUCAGCAGGCUCUGAAGCUAAUUGUUCACAAAGAAAACUACCCAAUGUUAAUUCAUUCGAAUAAGGGCAAACAUAGGGUGGGGGUAUUAGUGGGUAUCAUGAGAAAACUGCUUCAGGGGUGGUGUAUUUCUGGCAUAUUUGAUGAGUAUGGACGUUUUGCCGGGGGAAAAGGGGAGGGCGAUGUGGAGUACAUCGAGACAUUCAAAACCGAUUUACUGAUCGACAAGAACACCAAACCAGAGUUCGUCCGAGUGGGGUAA